Molecule: messenger RNA, 5506 nt
Organism: Manis javanica (Malayan pangolin)
Lineage: Eukaryota; Metazoa; Chordata; Mammalia; Pholidota; Manidae
Gene: CACNB2
Product: calcium voltage-gated channel auxiliary subunit beta 2
Biological process (GO): calcium ion transmembrane transport
Cellular component (GO): voltage-gated calcium channel complex
Molecular function (GO): protein binding; voltage-gated calcium channel activity
Source: RefSeq, a predicted model, not a curated record
GUGGCUCAUAUCUGUCUUAAAGAGCUCUUAAUUCCAAGGUCUUAGUCACAAAUGUACAAGCAUCAGGAGUAACAUAAUUGUAAUCACUGUUUCUUCCACUUUCAGGGAAGAAAAACAGUUCUUUUAAACUCAUGGCUUCCUGGGCCAGUGUUUCUUACCAGCCCCUGUUCUUACUUCAGAGUGUUAGUGAUGUCCAGAAUAUUCAUGUAUAAGAGGAGUAAUGAGCACCCUGAAGUUUAUAUACAGCUUGAACAAAUAAGUCAUCUGCAUUUGAAUGCCGGCGCUGAAGAUUGCACAUCCAUUAUUGCUGGAGUGCAUCUGCUUUAUUUUUAACACUUAAAAGAAUUAGGCUUUACUCAUUAAAUUUUAGCUUAAAUCUGUGGCUUUUCAAUAUUACGCAAGUCAAGAUAGGUUAAAAACAAAACUGGCCAUGAUAGAAGGCAUCCUUGAUCAGUUUCUCAACCUCUUUCCUUGUGUAUUUAUUCUGACUUUGUUCCCUUUUUUAGGUAGGGGUGCCAUUGUGUUACUUUUUAUGUGAAACAUUUUACAAGCCACAUUAGAGUCCUAUGGGUACAUUGUAUUGAGUUACUGUUCAAUACCUGUUAAUUAAAUUAGUACAGGUUAUAAAGAAAGCAUUAACAUAAUGCUUUCAUGGGAGUCAUGAUUAGGGAAAUGUCUUUGUAUGUUAAAACUUGCCAAGUUGCAUUCUGUUUUAAGACACGUGAACACAGAUCAUUUAUUUAUUUAUUUAUGUGACAAAUGUUUUCAGGCUCCAACUAAGGGCCAGACUCUAUGCUUCAUGCUGGAGAUACUAAAAUGAUUAAGACACAAUUGGCUGCCCUCAGGGAACUGUCUAGUGGCAAAGAGAAACAUAAGACAAAAAGUUCAGUAUCAUUAAUUAUAUGAAAUGAAUAUAUUUUAUCACAUUUGAGAAUUUAAACUUUAUGUGUCCUUUGGCUCUAAGUAUAAGCAUUGUUACAAUGAUUUUCAAGGUUAUUUUUGCUAUUAUGUAGUCUCAAAAAAAUCUGAUGGAAGAUAAAAUUCUGCUUCUCAAAUGGCUGUAAUUGGAAGUGAAUGCACAGCUAAUUAAGUAUACUGUAAGAAAUCACAUGAUGUCAUAGAAAAAUACUAAGUUUUAGCAAACCUGUUUUAAAAAAAAUCAUUUUAGACUCCUUCCUUCUUUUCCCUUUCUUUUUCCUCCCUCCUUCCCUUCCUUCCACAGGUGUGUAUUAAUUGAUUUAUAAGUGCUUUUAAUUCAUUAAUUUUCUAAGAGGCCUGGUCUUUUUGUCUGUGCUUGUUCAGUGGCACACAGUAGGAGCUUGAUUCAUACUUCACUGAAUGAAUAUUGAAAGAACUCAGGGCAGUUUUCCAGAUUCUGAGUGUGUCUUGGUGAAUAAGCAUGGCUUCUACCCACAUAGAAUUUAUAGUCUAAUUUAGAACUAGAUUUAAUGUUAUCUCUGAAAUUUAAACACAUUUCAACAUAAAAAACGACCAUUUUUUACCAUACCAGGACUUCUUUGUUAAGCCUGACUCAGACCAGUGUAUGAUGGCCAUAGGUUCAAACUCUGCCAGAAGAACAAGUACCGUGUCCCAUAAUAACUUAAUAUCCUAUGGCAAAAUAGAAAAGACAUUUGAAGCCGAUUGUAGUAAAUUUCUGCAUGUAUAUUUCAGUUCACAAAACUGUGUAAGUUCUAUUGUAACAAAUGCCUGGAUAACUUGUUCAACGGAGUUCCACUGUAGUAAGAAGUUCUUGAAAUAAGAGGCUCCUUCCAAUAGAAAAAUGUGUCUUAUUAGGAAUAUCUGAAUGGAAUGCUUUAAGUGGACAUUCUUGCUAUGGCCACUACCCUCUUAUCAAAAGUUUAGGAUGGUAAAGAAGUGCUUAUUUUGUCCCAAACGUGAUACUAAGACUUCGCAACUCCACAGAAAAAGCCCAAUUCAGUGAGCAAAGUAGUGCUCUUUGGCAAAGAUGAAGACAAACAGGAGUCAUGAAGACAAAACUUGGCGCUAGGGGUUGGCAGUGGUCGAUCUGGGCCCGGGAGGCGAUGCCAGGGGUAGGUUCAGGGAGUAAGGGGGACCGCAAUCUUCCGGUCAGCGGAACCCCUUCUUUCUGCCAUCAGCAAAUGCGGGGACAGCUGACGGCGCGUCCCUUGUAGAUGCUUGUCCUCUGGGGCCGGGAGGCCUGGGCAGAUUGAGGCGUGCCCUGCAGGGGCCGAGCCGCCCAGUCUCGGGAACAGGCGGCGCGUCCCCGCCCGCAGCUCAGGUUCCCGCGAGGCGGUCGGCUUCAGAGAGUCGAGCUCGGCAGCUCGGCAGCGGCUGCGGGCGCAAGGCCUCGCUCUCGCGCCUUUGAAAACUUUCCAGCGCGCGUGCCCCGGCGCCGCGCGGCGGCCCUGCCGGACCCCCGCGGGGAACUUCUCGGUGGCCCGGGGCCUGUCACUCCCGCUCGCCGACGCGCCUCCCCUGGGUUCGCGCUCCCGGACCGCCCUCCCUCUCGGCGAGGACCGUCCCCGCCGCCGCUCGCUUUCAACAUGGCCCGGCCGCGUCCCGCGCGCUGAGCGGGCGAGCGCGGCGCGCAGCCCCUGCGGCCCCCGGAGCGGGGGCGGGGAGCGGAGGAGGGGACCGCCGGAGCGCCCGCUGCCUGCUCCGGGCCGACUUCUCGCCAAUGGUCCAAAGCGACAUGUCCAAGUCGCCUCCCACAGCGGCGGCGGCGGUGGCGCAGGAGAUCCCGAUGGAGCUGCUGGAGAACACGGCUCCCGCGGGGGCGCUCGGAGCGGCCGCACAGUCAUAUGGAAAAGGAGCUAGAAGGAAACACAGACUGAAAGGGUCGGAUGGGAGUACCUCUUCAGACACUACCUCCAAUAGUUUCAUCCGUCAGGGUUCGGCAGACUCCUACACCAGCCGUCCAUCCGAUUCAGAUGUGUCUGUGGAGGAAGAUCGGGAGGCAGUGCGCAGAGAAGCCGAGCGGCAGGCCCAGGCCCAGUUGGAAAAAGCAAAGACAAAGCCCGUUGCAUUUGCGGUGCGGACAAAUGUCAACUACAGUGCAGCCCAUGAAGAUGAUGUUCCAGUGCCGGGCAUGGCCAUCUCAUUCGAGGCAAAAGAUUUCCUGCAUGUUAAGGAAAAAUUUAACAACGACUGGUGGAUAGGGCGAUUGGUUAAAGAAGGCUGUGAAAUCGGAUUCAUUCCAAGCCCAGUCAAACUAGAAAAUAUGAGGCUACAGCAUGAACAGAGAGCCAAGCAAGGGAAAUUCUACUCCAGUAAAUCGGGAGGAAAUUCAUCAUCCAGUUUGGGUGACAUAGUACCUAGUUCCAGAAAAUCCACUCCACCAUCCUCUGCUAUAGACAUAGAUGCUACUGGCUUAGAUGCAGAAGAAAAUGAUAUUCCAGCAAACCACCGCUCCCCUAAACCCAGUGCAAACAGUGUAACGUCACCCCACUCCAAAGAGAAAAGAAUGCCCUUCUUUAAGAAGACAGAGCACACUCCUCCUUAUGAUGUGGUACCUUCCAUGCGACCGGUGGUCUUGGUGGGCCCUUCUCUGAAGGGGUAUGAGGUCACAGAUAUGAUGCAAAAAGCAUUGUUUGAUUUUUUAAAACACAGAUUUGAAGGACGGAUAUCCAUCACAAGGGUCACCGCUGACAUCUCAUUAGCCAAACGCUCAGUGUUAAACAAUCCCAGUAAGCACGCAAUAAUAGAAAGAUCCAACACAAGGUCAAGCUUAGCGGAAGUUCAGAGUGAAAUCGAAAGGAUUUUUGAACUUGCCAGAACGUUGCAACUGGUAGUCCUUGAUGCAGACACUAUUAAUCAUCCAGCUCAACUUAGUAAAACCUCUUUGGCCCCUAUUAUAGUAUAUGUGAAGAUUUCUUCUCCUAAGGUUUUACAAAGGUUAAUAAAAUCUCGAGGGAAAUCUCAAGCAAAACACCUCAAUGUCCAAAUGGUAGCAGCUGAUAAACUGGCUCAGUGUCCUCCAGAGCUGUUUGAUGUGAUCCUGGAUGAGAACCAGCUCGAGGAUGCAUGUGAGCACCUUGCUGACUAUCUGGAGGCCUAUUGGAAGGCCACCCAUCCUCCCAGCAGCACCCUCCCCAACCCUCUCCUUAGCCGCACCUUAGCCACUUCAACUCUACCUGUCAGCCCAACUCAAGCCUCUAAUUCACAGGGUUCUCACAGUGCUCAAAGGACUGAUCGUUCUGCUCCUGCCCGUUUCUCUUCCCGAGCUGAAGAAGACCCCUGCCUGGAACCAGUCAGGAAAGCCCAGCACCGUUCCUCCUCCUCUGCGCAGCACCACAACCAUCGCAGUGGUACAAAUCGAGUCCUCUCUAGGCAAGAGACCUUUGACUCAGAAACCCAGGAGAGUCGAGACUCUGCCUAUGUGGAGCCAAAGGAAGAUUCCCCCCAUGACCACUACACCCCACAUCAUGACCACAGCCACAGAGAUGAGCCCCAUGGGAGCAGUGAGCACAGACACAGGGAGUCUCGGCACCGUUCCCGGGACCUGGAUCGCGAGCAGGACCACAAUGAAAGCAAUAGGCCACGGAGCCGGCACAAAUCCAAGGAUCAUUACUGUGACAAGGAUGAAGGGAUCUCCAAAAAACGGAAUGAGGCUGGGGAGUGGAACAGGGAUGUCUAUAUCCGCCAAUGACUUUAGCCCUUUUGUGUUUUGUUUUGUUUUUUUAGUCUUGUAUACCACCACUCUCAAACUAAAUCUUUGGGGUCUGCAUUGCAGUCACAUGUGAUCUGUCUUGUAUAUUUUGUAUUGCUGUUGCUUGAAUAGCAAUAGCAUGAAAAAGAGUAUUCAUAAUACUUUUUUCCUUUUGUAAGUGCUAUAUAAAUUCACCUAGUAUGGCUGCAGUCCUCUGGCUGUAUACUGGGCUUGUCUGGGAUAGCUGCCAUUUGAACAAAAUCUGCCAUCCAGGUGGCAUUAGUAUUUUAAGGAACAUACUUACGUUUUCAAAAUUUAAUUACUGUAUCCAGCAAGCCAGAAUUGGCCCAGAUAAAAAAAAAAGUGGAAUUUGUUGAUUCUCCAGAUUUUUAAUAUGUAGGCACCUGAUCUGCAUACUCACUCAACCAUGGACCACUGUUUCUUGCUUGUACCUCUGGCUGACUAAAUUUGGGGACAGAUUCAGUCUUGCCUUACACAAAGGGGAUCAUAAAGUUAGAAUCUAUUUUCUAUGUACUAGUACUGUGUACUGUAUAGACAGUUUGUAAAUGUUAUUUCUGCACACACCUUCUUAUAAUUAUAUAUUAUAUAUAUAUAUAUCAGUUUGAUCACACUAUUUUAGAGUCUUAAUGCCAAGUCAGCAGAUUUGCUUUAUGAAUUACAGGGACUAGAAAUGCCCACAUUCAGGAAAUUUGUAAUAACAUUGUCUAGUCACUCAUCCCCAUUCUAGUAGGAAGUUUGUACAUACUGUAAAUAUGUGUGUUUGCUUGACUUGAAACAGGUUGGUUUCUGAAUGUUUUACCAUCCUUGUAAGUUAUAAUUUUGACCAUAAAUUACAGUAAAUAUAACCGAACUCCA